Anarrhichthys ocellatus (wolf-eel) is the source of this 5271-nucleotide messenger RNA. RefSeq names its product polyhomeotic homolog 3 (Drosophila) (gene phc3a). Lineage: Eukaryota; Metazoa; Chordata; Actinopteri; Perciformes; Anarhichadidae. The record is from RefSeq and is a predicted model, not a curated record. The transcript is spliced from 14 exons. Bases 584 to 3448 code for a protein of 954 amino acids. Gene Ontology annotation, molecular function: chromatin binding; zinc ion binding; histone binding. Gene Ontology annotation, biological process: negative regulation of DNA-templated transcription. Gene Ontology annotation, cellular component: PRC1 complex; nucleus.
AUGUGUGUACGUAGCUGUAGUUUAAUGAUUCAGUUGUACUUUUUAUAUUGAAAUCAUCAAAAGUAAAGCAAAUAUUUAAGAUGCUUUAAAAAACACAAAUUGUAGUCUGUUUAAUCAGUUAAAAAAAAUAACAUGCACUUAUAUAUAGGCUGGGUAACUUAUAUAAUGUUAUAUAAUACUUACACAUAAUUAGCACAUAUAUGUAUGUAUUUUUAAAUGAGAGAAGAAAUGCUACACUUGAUGGAUGAUUUUAAUGUAUUAGUGACUUUUUGUUAAUUUGCUUUGCUUUAUGGAUGAAUUACCAAGUGUAGUUAAAACCUAAAAACCGAAAAGCCUAAAGUAUAUUUUUCUCCACGUAUUAUGAAAUACGAAUAAUUUGUAUUAAUGUAGCCUAGACAAUCUGGAAAUACAAAAAACACUUGCUUGAUCCAUAGUUUAACUUUUUGCAGCACUGGUUGUUUUGUUUUAUAUUAGACAAAAAAAGUCUUUCUUCAGCUUUUUUUUAUAAACUUUUGCUGCAGAGUGACAGUUUGAGAAAAGUGCUAAACUACAAACGAGUUAAUCAGCGCAGGUCCAUCCCUGAAUGUCUGUUAUAUUAUAUAUAUAUAUAUAUAAAUUCUUGCGGUUAGUUAAUGUCUAUCUUACCUCCACAGUCUUCCCAUUACUGAGUCAGUGUGUGACCCGGGAGAUGGAGAGGCAGGGCCCGGGAGAGAAGCAGCCAGACGCUAAUAGGACCGGAGCCACAACCCCCCCCAUCACAUCAGCUGCCGUCACCAUGGCAACUGUCAGCUCCGGCAGCACCACGUGCACCGGGGCGCCCUCUACCUCCCUGAGCAUCAUCUCUCCCGACAGACAGGCAGUCCAGGUGAUCCAACACGCCAUCCACAGACCUCAGAGCAUGGCGGCCCAGUACCUGCACCAGAUGUACGCGGCCCAGCAGCAGCACCUCAUGCUGCAGACGGCCGCCCUGCAGCAGCACCAGCACAGCCCUCAUCUGCAGAGUCUGGCCACCAUACAGCAGGCGUCAGUCUGUCAGCGGCAGACGCCUUCUUCAUCCAGCGGCGGUUUGGUUCAUCAGCCUGCUGGUGUUUCCCAAAACUCAAUUACCAUACCAGCGUCUCCAGUGACAGCGCAGCUGAUUGGCCGAACCCAGACAUCCACUGGUGGUGCAACCACCAUAUCCCAGCAGGCCAUGCUCCUGGGAAACAGACCGGCCAACUGUAACCAAGCUCAGAUGUACCUUCGCACUCAGAUGCUUAUUCUAACCCCUGCCUCCACGGUGGCUACAGUUCAAUCAGACCUCCCCGCUGUCACCUCCUGCUCCUCUUUACCUACCUCCUCUCAGGUGCAGAAUCUCGCUCUGCGUGCCCACUUGCCUGGAGCUCUGGCCACAGCCCACGGUGUGAUCUUAAAGCCGUCCGCCCAGUCACAAGCCCCGACUCCGACCACCUCUUUAUCCAAGACGUCAAUCUGCGGGUUGAAAACUAACCAGCUGACCGACACCUCAACAGAAACAGGACCGGCUGAUGUCACCCGGUUGGCCUCAGGACCCCAGAUUAUGACGCCAGCCUACUCUACGGUGCAGACCAACACUCUGGUCAAGCAGCAGCUGGCCUGUCCGCCGGGCCAGCGGGUGGCGCACCACCAGUUCAUCCUCCAGCAGGCUGCAGGAGGAUGUCCACACCACAGGCAUCUCCAGCCCAUCGCGCUCAGAGUAGCACCUCAAGAAACCAACUCCAACCCUCUUCCUCUUUCAGUUAAAAGACUGACCACUCCCGGCACCCAAUCAAAAACCAACAGCGACCCCCACGCCCCUUCUUCCUCGUCUGUCACCAGCGUGUUUGCAUCCUUAGCUCAGACCUCGAUCCCAGCCGCCACCGUUCAGCCUCAGCCUCCUCCUCUGGUGGCCGCUCCGCAGCGGCGGACGACAUUCCCACAAGUUCAGAACCAGCCUCCGCCUCCUCCUCCACCUCUGGUUCUCCCCAGGCUGCCCCAGAACCCCCCGGCCUCUCUCCAGAGGCUGUCCCUGCACUCGGUCCAGGCUUUGGCCGUCCAGUCGGGACGGAUGCUGCUGACAGAGCGGGAGCUACCUGUCGCGGAGGCUCUGGUCCAGAUGCCCUACCAGAACCUCCCACCUCCUCAGACGGUGGCUGUCAAUCUGAAAGUGCAUCGAGUCAGACACAAUGAAACUCCAUUGUCGGGGCAGACGGGGUGCAAAGUGAAUGGAUUGAGCUCAGAGGAGAGGAAAGAUGCACGUCCUCCCAGUCCACAGCAAGACAGGACCCUGACACCUCUCACCGGGCCUCCUAAGCAGAAUGGUGCAGUCUCGGGUUCAUCCUCCAUCACAUCCAGUCGCUCAGUGAUCCGGCCACCUGUGGUGGAAGAACCCUCCCAGCUCACCACCACCACCACCAGCAGCAACCCUCCUCCUCCUCCUCCUCCUCCUCCAUCUCCUCCUCUACCUCCGCCCGUCCUGCCAGCAGCAGCAAGAGGCCCCAGCCAGCCCCGCUCCUCUCCAGCCAGCGUCCCAGGCAGCCCCGACAGGAUACUAACAACCCACGUCCUCACACACCUCAUAGAGGGCUUCGUCAUCCGAGAGGGUCUGGAGCCGUUCCCGGUGGUCUCCGCCUCGGUGCUAGCGGACCAGCAGGCUUCACUUCCCGAAUCCCAGGAGAUGCAAACCAACGGGGACGCAGCAGCAGAGGACAGUCCGCUGGACGCUGACCAGUCGGAUUCAACAGACUCAGAGAUGGAAGACGACGGCCCUGCAGCAGAUGAUGCAGAGCUGGGGGAGAGUUUGGCCGCUGUGCUGCAGUGCGAGUUCUGUGGGAGUCGAGGUUACGCUCACACGUUCCUGCGCUCCAAACGCUUCUGCUCCAUGACGUGUGUCAGAAGGUUCAGUGUGAGCUGCAGCAAGCGUAUCACUGUGCUGAGAGCAGGUCGCUGCGGUCACAGGCCGAUGGGCCGGAGAGGACGACCCCCCAGCAGAGUCAACGGAGCCUCCAGAGAACAUUUUCUGAGACAGGCUCGUGGGUCGUUUGGCUCUGAGGAGACCCGCCAAAGCUCACCGAGAGAGGACGACGAGCAGGACGAAGAGGAGGAAGACGAGCCUCCUGUUCCGAUGACAACCAGGCUCCGGAGACAUGCCGAGAGAGAGAGGGAGAGAGAGCAGGAGAGAGAGCGGGAGCCGAGGAUGACGGAAACAAUCAGUGUUUCUGAAGGAGAAGACGACGCCGGCUGUCCGGCUCAGUGGAACGUUCAACAAGUGUUUUCUUUUAUCAACUCCCUGCCAGGUGGUCAGGAUGUAGCCGAGGAGUUUCGCUCCCAGGAAAUCGACGGACAGGCUCUGCUGCUUCUAACCGAAGACCACCUGGUCAGCACCAUGAACCUUAAACUGGGACCUGCACUCAAACUGUGUGCCCACAUUAAUUCUCUGAAAGAUGCAUAAACACGUCAACGUCCCUUCUCUCCAAGAAUGGAUGUGUGUUGAUGAAGAAAAACAGGACGACGUUUUGAAGCACUACCCAUUUCUCCAGUUGUCCGACUUGUCCUCGGACACAAAGACAGUUAAAACACACCGAGUGGAUCGUGUUGAGCUGGAAUCAUGAAAACAGACUGCAGUUUUUCUUGAGACCACUGCCAAACGUUUCCCUCCUGAGUGAAGUCCUCACACUGUAACAGACGAUUUUAAACACACAAGAGGAGCAUUUCUUUCCAUCUCCUCUUGUCUUUUGAUUCCAGUGAUUGUAGCCGUUUGGCUCCGGUUAUCCAUUUGUUUCAAAAUGGUCAAUUUAAAGUUCUUUUGUAUCAUUUGUAAACAAAGAAAACAUCUAUACAUUAUGACACAGAAAGUUAAAAGGAUGCUGUACAAGCUCAAAGUUUACAAAAACAGAUUUACUAUCUUACACAUGAUUCCACUUAUCAUCAGCAAACUAAUAACUUAUGGAACCAAACUGAUGACAAAGUUAUUUAUGAUUUAUUUAUUACCGUCAUAAUUAAUGUACAAAUAAAACCAUUAAAGUAUUGUACACUGUUUUGUGGUUUUGUAACACGUUUUACAAAAAGGUACCAAAACUCCCAAGAGUCAAAUAUAAGGAUUUACUUCUUUAUAUUGGACAAUAAUAAAUGUGACUUUGUAAUAAACUAUAUACAACAUGGAGUUCAAGGUCAAAUGGCUGUUUCCUAUUGGUCUGGACUUGUAACUGAUUCAGUAAGCCCAGCUUAAUGUUUUGCAAGGUAGAAUAAUAUAUAUGAUCUGCUGAACAAAGUAUGAGUGAAUUAACUGCAGCAGAUAAACAUGUUUCAGAUCUAAAAGUAAAACAAGUUCAUGUAUUCAUCGCUAACUUGUUUAGUACAAAAGAAACGAGAUGUUUGGGCUUUUUGUCCGGUUAAUGUGAGAAAAAAAUAAAACCACCUAAAAAUUCUCCUGUAUUUUUGGUGAACCACCACCAGAGGGCAUCCUUUAAACAGUUUAUCGUUUCUAACUAUUUAUUUCUCUGCUGCUGUAAAGAAAAGUCUGGUAGAGAACUCAUCCAGCUCCAAAUGCAUCAUGUUGUCUUUCCUGUACACAACAUUAAGUAGUUUGGUAGAUAAUACUGACCGUGGUCAAGCCUUUUACAUAUUAAACAUCACAUCAGCUGGUCUCUUUAAAAUAAAUGAAUACAUCUUUAAAUUAAAAAGAUAAUUUAAUAAGUGGUGGAGGGACUGAGAUCAUUUACUACAGUGAAAGUAGCAAAGACACGAUAGAAAAAAACUUCAGGCCUGCAUUUAAAAUAUUAAAGUAAAAGUAAAUGAUAAAUAGAAUGUACUUGUACAGCGCUAAUAUACUAAUACUACUACAAAAUAACCUUCAUAUAAUGCAAAGAAAAUAGCCCAUUUGAGUAUUUUCACACACACACACACACACACACACACUAAAGUACCAGUAAGUCAAAAUUCUACUUGCGUACAGUAUUUGAGUGAAUGUACUACGUCUCUGUGGCCUGAAGGACAAACAGAAGCAGAGUUCGUUUCCACUCACACAACAACACACGAACACGACUCGGGUUACAGCGAUAACUGUUUAUUUAAAACAAGCCCGGGCAUUUCACUUUAAAGACGGAUUAAAAUGGAUUGUGGAACAAUUCUACAAUCCUCUCAGUGUAAUGUCUGUCCUGAAGAAUACUACGGACUACAUCGUACACUUCUACUCUACACAUGCGGAAUGUGGUGCACGGAUGUGGGACGCAUCGGUGGAAUGUUUGGAGUCCGCAAGAGACGGUCAGAAUGAAA